UUUCUUUUGUCCCCACACCCCCUCCGUUCUUUCUUCUCCCAGGCCCCAUCUCGAUCAUAUCCUUUCCUUUUCUUUCUUCUACGGCCAGAUUUCAACCUCCACCACUGGCGUGACGGCUGAAGCUCCCAUCUCCGACUCCUCCAUCAGAGAGAUCUCCGCCGCCACCAUCUCCGUAUCCACCACGCACCUCCGCUGCCCUACCUCCAUAGUCCAUACCCACCACCUUCGCCGUCCGGUCGCCAUUACUCCGGUGUCCACCACCUCUUCCGCCCCUAUAUCCAUACCCACAACUUUUGGUGCCAAUUUUAUCGUUCCAAUUAUAUAAGGGAUUUAGCAUUUUAUAUGUGUAACAAGUUUUCUUAUAGCAAAGUAAGAACACAUAUAUGAUUUUUUGUUUAUAAUCCUAUUUCGUGUGUGAAACUUAUUGUUCCUUCCUUUUUUCCAAAAAAUUACUUGAGGUUAAUUGUCAAUUUCAUUUUACGCUGAUGUGUCCUGAAGAAACUUCUUUUCUUAGUUCUGUUUAUGAUCAAGUAUAUUCCAUGAACAUGUACAUGUAACAAAAACACAUUUCGAAUGGACUAUCAUAUUGCUUGAACUUGUAACUCUUUUUUCCCAUUUUAAUACGAAUUCAGUGUGCACUCUUUAUUGAAUGAUGUGUAUAUGAUAGAAUAGCUUGUCCUAUAAACAUUCUUGCUCAUCUUGGAAUAAUCAUGCCAUCCAUAUAACAUUUGGAUUCUUUUCUUAAUCAAUAGUGGACUCUUGAUAUCCUUUCAAACUAGGACUCGCACAAUGCAACUAUUUGACCAACUAUUGCCUACAUAUAUCUGUACCAGUCUUUGCAAUUCCAAAUUUACAACUUCUUUGACGGAAGCUUGGGGUCUAUUAAGUUUUCUCUUAGCUCUUUAACUAAUGGCUGAAUCCUUAAACAAUGGUCCUGCCUAUAUGAACCUUCACAACUUGGAAUCUAAUAGUUGGUGUUUUCCAGCUUAAUACUUUGUUGUUAUUUCUUACAAAUACCUAGUUUUUGGCAUUUUACUCUAUUUUCUGGUGCAAGGUCUAGCAAUGGUUAUGCACAAGAACCUGGAAGGCCCUGCUGUAUUUGAGAUGCUGAAUGGGGCUCUUGAAGUUGCUUGUCGAGAAAAGAGAGUCAAUGAGGAAAGAAAUAUAAAGAUACUGAUUGCACAGAUGCAUGUAACAAAGGGAGAACUACAAGAGGCUUUGGAGAAAUUAAAAAAUCUUCUUCAAGAGAACCCAAGAGAUUUUCGCCCCUACUUGCGCCAGUCCAUUCGGCUACUUCUCCCCAUUCAGGAAACAUGCCACUUCUCCCCUUCACGCUUCACACCAGGCCUCCUUGAUUUUUCAGUGAUCCUUGUCUGUGACAUGGGUAUUUCUGCUUCCCCCAGCCGAGGAGGUCCGUGUGAAGGUACUCGUUGAUCGUCAUGUGAUAAGUAUCAAGACCAAACAAGACGAAUUCAAACAAUCCUCUUACCGAUCAUCCAAUUGUGCAGUGCUUUCGUCAUUAGCCGGAUAUAUCUGCCGCAACUCAUAUGUCCAAUUUAUUGAAAACAUGGACAAUGUGGAUAAGUAUGCUUGGGGUGCCACAAUGUUGUCUUUUAUGUAUCACGAUUUGAAGAAUCGGAUUGUGACAUGCAGAAGUUCUAUUAGAGGAAACAUUUGUUUUGUCAUGAUAAGUUUUUUUUUGAGAAAUAAUAUACUUCCUCCAUUUGGUAAAGAUUGUACCAUAGAAAAAUAUUAAGAAA
Molecule: messenger RNA, 1760 nt
Organism: Cuscuta epithymum
Lineage: Eukaryota; Viridiplantae; Streptophyta; Magnoliopsida; Solanales; Convolvulaceae
Source: the annotation of a GenBank genome assembly